This is a messenger RNA of Caenorhabditis auriculariae, 4439 nucleotides long. The record is from the annotation of a GenBank genome assembly. NCBI's taxonomy places the organism in Eukaryota, Metazoa, Nematoda, Chromadorea, Rhabditida, Rhabditidae.
AUGAUUCCGAUCGAGCUUUGUCGAAUCGCCCCUAAGCAGCGCUGUCCGAAAAAACUUUCUGAGGCUCAACUUCGUACUUUUUAUGACGGUAGCGACGUAAUUUCAGUCUUUUUAAUUUAUUUUUUUCUUUUUAUUAAAAAUAAGAAUAUCUCUCUAAAAAGUUCUCCUGAAACUUUUUUUUUAAACUUUCAAGCCAGACAUGAAACGACUAAAUUUUGAACUUUCUCGUUUUUAAAGCCGGUUACCCGAUUUUUUUUCUUGCAACGGUCUUUUUUCUGGAAAAAAAAACAGUGUGUUCAGACCACGCGGCACACGCCGGCGAAACGCAAGUUCGACAUUUGCGAAAUCGUCUCAGGAGUUAUAGCAAACGAGGACCCGAUUCUGGAAGUUUAGUUCGUCUUCAUGCUCUUCAUCUUCUCCGAUUUCCAGCACUACGGAAUCAAAAUCGAAGAUAAGAUGACGUCACUUACUGCUCGUGUCAUACCGCCGCCCAAGAUCGUCUAUCGCGGAGAGCAGCAAUCCUACACGACGGUUGUUCCAGAAAAUGGCCGCUGGAACUUGAGAGACAAGUUUUUCGAUGGCAUUUCCAUCAAGGUGCUUUUUGUCGUCCCAGCGUUUCUGGGCAUCCAAUAUGGUUUUGAAUGCACCUCAAAAAUUAUUCAAAUGUAAUAGAACUCUACAAUUAAUUUAUAUUUUUAAGAGCUGGGCCCUCGUGUGUUGCGCACAGCAGCACCAGGUCUCUCAGACUUCUCUGCGGAAUUUCGUUUCGCAACUUCGCAACGUCGGCAAGAUGGUUGGAAUGCCUUUCGUGUUCGCCCCGUCGUUUUGCAAGUCGUUUUCUUACUUUUCUACUCAAUAUCCUUUUGAUUUUUCAGAUAUGUAGUCAAUAUAGAGCACAUCGAACCGGUUUUCAAGUACCUGUCACAGAUGAGUCAUCCUAUCCAGCUUGUUGUUGUGGUGCUCACUGGAAAAACUGCUAUUUAUGGUUGGAAUUUAUAUAGUUUUUUUUGGAGUUUUUGUGCAAAAAGACACAAACGAAUUUCGAAAGAGGGUUAAGAGAAACCCACUAGUAAGGAUUUUUGAACUGAUAGAAAAAAGAAGAAAUCCGAAUUUUCUUUUUUUGAUUUUUUGAGAGCGUAAGAAAUAGCCCGUGGCAAAUUUUCACUUCUAUAGCCAACGAUUCACGGCUUUUGUUACGGUCGCGACGAGGCUCUUGGGGAGGAAUGCUAAUUCAAACGCGAGGGUGGAAAAAAACAGUUUUUUUUAUAUUGUUAUUCUACUAGGAUGCCAAUAAAGUGCAAUAAAUUAUGAGAAUACCAUCAAAAAAAAAAGUGAAAAACUUGUCUUUCAAUCUUUAUUUUCCCUAAAAGCCCAUCGCGACUGCAACACUUUUUACGGUAGAAAUUAGUUCAGGUCAAACAAAACGAGGUGUUUUGAAAAGGUUCAUACUUCACCUCGUUCUCUCAUAAGAAAGUACAGAACAUAACCAAAUUGGGACUGUAGGAAAGGUGAAGCGAGUUGGCGACACUCAGUGCGGAUUGACGACGCAGUGCAUCCACGUGAGCAACGUUGUGGCUCCGGUCAAGCACACGCUCAUCAAUCUGUGUAUGAAAAUCAACAUCAAGCUAGGAGGCGUCAAUUCCGUCGCUGUAAACAGCGUCCACCUGCCGGCUCUUCAGGAGCCUGGUUUGUUUUAUGGGAAAGUUUGAGAUUUGCUCUGCAUUCACAAGGGAAGUGUUUUUGGUGGCCGGUUGAACUUUUGUUGAAACUUUGCUGAAAGGUACUAUAAGACCUCCUCUUUCCAAAACACGAAUAAAAUUUCUCGCAAUAGAUCUCGUUUUCGAGUUAUGAAGCUUCAAAGUUUGCACGCUGAAUAAGUGCUGCAAGGCAAGAGGGAAUCUGCCUCGCCUACAAUCCCUCUACUCCAGUUGGCUACGUGGUGUAGUGGCUAGAGCCCUUGCACUACAGUGUCUAUGACCGGGGUUCGAAACUUUUUGAAGAAAUUCGUUUUUGCCAAAACUUUCCUAGGAGGAAUUUAUCGAAAUUGGGCAAAUGGACCAAAACUUUCUUUCCAAAAUAACAUAGCUUCUCAUUUCACUCGAUUUUCCAAGACUUUCGACAGACAUUUUCCUCUGGCUCAUAGGCAUGAUCAAUAGAUCGCUUUCUGUAUUAUUUUUUUUUCAAGAAUUUAAGGGAGACUUACUCAUAUUUCUGUGGUGUAAGCUUCUAUUUGAUUCUUUUUAAAUUAUCAACUGGACUGAAACGCUGAUGAAAAAGGCCCGUAGAAAUUUUUCCCAAAAAGAGGGACUAUUAAUCAUGUUUAUAAGCGAAUGAAAACUUUUUAAUCAGUAUACCGAAUCAAAAUGAAAAAAAUAGGUUAAGAGGGAAAAAAAGUUUAUGGGUUUUAUUAAUGUCGAUAAAUUCCUCCUAGGAAAGUUUUGGCAAAAACGAAUUUCUUCAAAAAGUUUCGAACCCCGGUCAUAGACACUGUAGUGCAAGGGCUCUAGCCACUACACCACGUAGCCAACUGGAGUAGAGGGAUUGUAGGCGAGCCAGAUUCCCUCUUGGCUUGCAGCACUUAUUCAGCGUGCAAACUUUGAAGCUUCAUAACUCGAAAACGAGAUCUAUUGCGAGAAAUUUUAUUCGUGUUUUGGAAAGAGGAGGUCUUAUAGUACCUUUCAGCAAAGUUUCAACAAAAGUUCAACCGGCCACCAAAAACACUUCCCUUGUCAGUUAAAAAUUCCACAAGAGAUUUUUCAGAAGGAAAAUAAGACUUCGUCAUUUAAUCUUUACAGUCUUGUUCAUUGGAGCGAAUGUAAUGGAAUUGUCGCGGAGAGAAGGCAACGGACCGAUGUCUGUUUCGUGUGUCGUUGGUUCGGCCGGCGGCUUUCAAAGCAGGUCGAAAAAUUGCUGGACCUUGGGGUCGACCUUCGUUUCAGAUUCACUGCUGCUGUUCGUGUCCAGAAAGACACCGACUUCGUGAUCGAGCAACUGAGCUCAAUGGUGCGAGAGCUGAUUCUCAACUUUUUUCGAAUGAGCAACUUCAAACCGCGUCGCAUCGUCUAUUAUCGGGACCACGUUCACGAGAAUCUUCUUGAAUAUGUUUUUCAUCAUUUCAUUAUGUUUGGUUGAAAAAAACGCAUUUAGGUGCUCCAAUACGAAAUUCGCGCUAUUCGAGACGCCUGCCUUUCCAUUGAAAAGGACUACAACCCCGCCAUCACUUUCAUUACCGUCCAUCUAACUCAUCGGUCACGAUUAUUCCCGGCUACCGUUGAGGUCACUUCUGUUUCUCAAAAUGGAAGACAUCAAUGCGUAAAAAUAUGCAGGAACAGGACAACGUACCUGCGGGGACCGUCGUCGACACGGUCAUCACUUCGAAAGAAUUUUUCGACUUUUACCUUGUUUCCCAUUCCGGAAUGAAGGUUUUUGAGGAGGUGUUCUAAAUCGAAUAGAGCUGGAUUUGAGGGGACUUCUCGUCCAACGCGGUAUCAGGUGCUUUGGGACGACAGCCGGAUGACCGCCGAUGAAAUCCAGCAGUUAACCUACUUUGUUAGUCAUCAGAAGAGGAAAAGUUUAUGGAUGUCGAGAAUAGAGUUCUUAAUUGAAAAAGAGUUUACGGUGUACAUUGAAAAUAUUCUCCGAGCACACAAAAAAUGACAAGAAGAUUUAGAAACUUCGCUGAAAGAUCACCAACCGUUUUCAACAAUCUGAAAUUCUUUGUUUUGAAUAAAAUUCAAAUCAGAAAAAAAAACUUGAUCUGUCAAGCCUGUCAGGCGGUCGGUCAGAUUACGGUAGUCAGGAUAAGUUUUUCGGUAAUAAAAUGAAAUCGAAUGUACUUUUUAAGACGUACCUUAUCUUGUAACCUCAGAAAACAGGUCCUUAACAAGUUGCGAAAAAGAAAAAAUAUCAAAAAAGUUUCCUGGCUCCGAAACUGACGGCGCAAUAUUGACCGGCCGCCGUAACACUGUCUUAAACAUGCGUGCUGUAUUUUACAUUCCUUCCAGUUGUGCCAUACGCAAGCGCGUUGCACCCGCUCCAUAUCGAUUCCUGCGCCGAUCUACUACGCGGUGCUCGUCGGCCAAAGGGCGCGACUUCACGUCGUUGACCACACCAGCGAUGGAAACACUCGCAAGUCCGACCUCUUGCCUCACAAUGUCGCUCAGCAAGUUGUUGAAGUAAGUUUGAACAGAAUAAUUUAGUAGGUUGGAUACAAAUUUGUGUUUAUGAUAUGUUUUUCCUAAGAUUAAAAAAUAGAUCUUUAGACAGACGUUUGGAGUUUUUUGAAAACAAACAAUGCUAAAAAAAAAACUUUCAAAAUACAAUGAACAUCCUUAAAAAAUGUACAGUUGAAACAUAUCGUCGUCUUGCAGGUUAUCUUUUUGUUUCUUUAUUAAUUUCAGAUUCACGAGCGUAUGGUCAAAAAGAUGUACUUCGCUUGA